Didymodactylos carnosus is the source of this 330-nucleotide messenger RNA. Lineage: Eukaryota; Metazoa; Rotifera; Eurotatoria; Philodinida; Philodinidae. The record is from the annotation of a GenBank genome assembly.
AUGACAUCUGAACCAAAACAUUUACAAAAAGUUUGCCCGGUUGUAUUCGAACACAAAGAUCAAUUGGAGAAAAUAAAUAUAUUUGCCAAGAAAGUUUUUGUAUCGCUUGGAUGUCGAGAUUUAGCCAGAAUUGAUUUUCGUGUUGAUUCCAAUGGAGAUAUAUAUCUUCUUGAGUUGAACGUGCUUCCUACUAUAGAUAAUAGUAAUGCUAGCAGUCUGGUAAUUAUGGCAGAAGAGCGUGGACUCUCGUAUGAAGCACUCAUUGAACGUUUGAUAUCUCCAGUGAUGAGAAGAUGGUUAGCGGUCAAACAAGCUGCUCAGCAAACAUAA